Molecule: messenger RNA, 2070 nt
Organism: Gongylonema pulchrum
Lineage: Eukaryota; Metazoa; Nematoda; Chromadorea; Rhabditida; Gongylonematidae
Source: the annotation of a GenBank genome assembly
AUGUGUAAAGUCUGCAGAAAUACGGAUCCUUAUCGCCUGUACAAUUUGGAUGUAUUUGAAUACGAGCUGAAUGAGCCAAUGUCGCUGUAUGGUGCUGUUCCGUUUCUGGUCACCCACAACAAGGAGCAUUCGUUGGGCAUGCUUUGGCUGAAUGCAGCAGAAACUUGGGUUGAUAUUGCUUCCUCAACCGCUGAUAAGGGUAUUUUGCGAUCGAUUGUUGAGAAAAUCAAAAGCUCGACGGAGGUGCCGCAAAUUGAUGUACAUUUCAUGUCGGAGUCGGGCCUCAUUGAUCUGUUCUUGAUGUUGGGCCCACGACCCAAUGACAUAUUCCGGCAGAAUUCGGCAUUAACUGGAGUUUAUCCAUUACCACCUUUAUUUUCGCUUGCAUAUCAUCAGAGUCGGUGGAAUUACAACGACGAGGAGGAUGUACAGGAAGUACACGAAGCAUUCGAUAAACACGAUAUACCGGUCGACGUGAUCUGGCUUGAUAUUGAGCAUACCGAUGGGAAACGAUACUUCACGUGGGACCAGCAUAAAUUCCCAAAACCGAAAGAAAUGAUCGAUAAAGUCUCUGCAAAGAAAAGAGACGGAGAAGAUUAUGAGGGGCACUGUUGGCCGGGUGCAUCAAUGUAUCUGGAUUUCCUGAAUCCGGAAGUUCGUGACUUCUGGGCAAGUAAAUUUGCAUUCGACCAGUAUGCUGGCUCAACGGAAGAUCUGUUCACAUGGAACGAUAUGAACGAGCCGUCGGUAUUCAGUGGACCGGAAGUGACCAUGCACAAAGAUGCGAAACAUUUCGGUGAUUGGGAGCAUCGCGAUGUGCACAAUAUCUAUGGCUUUUAUCAUCAUUCUGCGAGCUAUCGUGGUCUACUUGCCCGUACGAACGAACGUAGGCGACCAUUCAUAUUGACGCGAUCAUUUUUUGUUGGCAGUCAACGUACAGCAGCUGUCUGGACCGGUGAUAAUACAGCAAGUUGGGAGCACCUGAAAAUCACCGUACCAAUGCUGCUUUCGUUGUCUGUUGCUGGUAUACCACACCAUUCUGCGAGCUAUCGUGGUCUACUUGCCCGUACAAACGAACGUAGACGACCAUUCAUAUUGACGCGAUCAUUUUUUGUUGGCAGUCAACGUACAGCAGCUGUUUGGACCGGUGAUAAUACAGCAAGUUGGGAGCACCUGAAAAUCACCGUACCAAUGCUACUUUCAUUGUCUGUUGCUGGUAUACCACACGUUGGCGCCGAUAUUGGCGGUUAUUUCGGGGCAUUUGAUGAGGAGCGCGAAUGGUUGGUGGGUGCUGGUUUGCUGGUACGUCCGAUCAUGGAUCCCGAUGUGAAAUCCGUAUCUUUGUAUUUACCAGGCGUAAGGAAUGUUAUAUGGUACGAAUGGAGCGAUCAUAAGGGUCGAAUCGCCCCUGGUGCUGUGUAUGUAGAUGCUCCUCUGGAUGCAAUACCUCUAUUCCAACGCGGUGGUACAAUUAUUCCAACAUGGGAACGAGUAAGGCGAGCUUCAACCCUUAUGCGUCAAGAUCCCAUCACAUUGUAUAUUGCAAUCAAUCUGAAGGGUGAUUUCUCGAAUGGUACAAUUUAUAUGGACGAUGGCGAGACAUUCGAUUACCAAAAUGGCCAGUACUUAUACUGGGGAUUUAUUUACAAAAAAGAAGGCGACCAGCUGUAUUCGAUUUCGUCCAAAAAUCUGGAUAGAAGGGGGAAGCUUCAAAACAACAUUUAUAUUGAAAAAAUUGUUGUACGAGGUGUUCGAUAUUAUCCAACAAACGUACACAUUUAUCUCGACGGUAAUGUUUAUGCUCUUGCAAAGCUUAUUCGCUUCGAGGAUUACGAGUUGAUUCCGAGCGGAAGCUUUUGGUACGAACGUCGCCUGGCAGCAACAAACAUCUACCCAUUCAGCAUGGAAGGAUAUCCCAAAAACCUGUUGCAUUUGAUAAUGUAUGCUUUUGUUUCAGACUGGAAUCCAGAAACGGCCGAUUACACGCAUGAUCGUGAUGCCCAAACAUUGAUCAUUCGAAAGCCGGGUGUGCUGUUAACGCGGGAAUUCAGAAUCGAUAUUCAUGCCUGA